GCCCAUCAGGCUUAUACACGCUAUCGGUUCUCCUUUUCAGGGAAGAGCAGUUACUUGGUGUCUAGAGGAACUAUUGCAAACAUGGUGCUGAAAGCUGUUUGUGUGUUGAAAGGAGCCGGAGAGACCAGCGGGACAGUAUAUUUUGAACAGGAGAGCGAAUCAACUCCUGUAAAGCUGACUGGAGAAAUCAGUGGCCUUACCCCUGGUGAGCAUGGCUUUCAUGUCCAUGCUUUUGGUGAUAACACAAAUGGGUGCAUCAGUGCAGGGCCCCACUACAAUCCCCACAACAAGAACCAUGCAGGUCCUAAUGAUGCAGAAAGACACGUUGGUGAUUUGGGGAAUGUGACUGCAGGAGCAGAUAACGUUGCUAAGAUAAACAUCACAGACAGUGUUGUCACACUUGCAGGCCCAUACUCCAUAAUUGGCAGAACCAUGGUGAUCCAUGAGAAAGCAGAUGAUCUGGGAAAAGGAGGAAAUGAAGAAAGCCUGAAGACUGGUAAUGCUGGUGGACGGCUGGCCUGUGGGGUCAUUGGCAUCACUCAGUAAAUCCACCAAAACCCGGAGCACUGGAAACAGUUUUUCCUCACAGCACUUAAUGAGACCAACAUAGCUACUUAGUAACAUCUUGUCCUUUUCAGUCUCUGGCUGUUUUAUUUGCAAGGCAUUGUUGUAACUAAGCAAAUUCCCUGUCUGUUCAUUAAGAGAAUAGUCUGUGUGGGUUUAUAAUGUCUGCUUAUUAGCCUUGGUCCCAAAGAAUUGGUAACGCACAAAUAGUUUGUAAAUGUAUACUACAAAAUGAAUAAAUGUAUACUACAAAA
This is a messenger RNA of Melanotaenia boesemani (Boeseman's rainbowfish), 818 nucleotides long. RefSeq names its product superoxide dismutase 1, soluble (gene sod1). Gene Ontology annotation, molecular function: copper ion binding; superoxide dismutase activity. The transcript has 5 exons. The record is from RefSeq and is a predicted model, not a curated record. Gene Ontology annotation, cellular component: peroxisome; cytosol; nucleus. NCBI's taxonomy places the organism in Eukaryota, Metazoa, Chordata, Actinopteri, Atheriniformes, Melanotaeniidae. The coding region runs from base 82 to 546 and encodes 154 amino acids. Gene Ontology annotation, biological process: removal of superoxide radicals.